Molecule: messenger RNA, 1806 nt
Organism: Naegleria gruberi
Lineage: Eukaryota; Heterolobosea; Eutetramitea; Acrasida; Naegleriidae
Exons: 1
Coding region: 1-1806 (601 amino acids)
Source: RefSeq, a predicted model, not a curated record
AUGAAGAGACCUCUAAAUAUUGCAGCUUGUUCUGGAGUAACUGGUGACAAUCCGAAUGCAAUUUAUGAUCAAGCAGUUGGUGAUCAUCCAAUCGAUGUCAUUAUUGGUGAUUAUUUGGCUGAGGUUAAUAUUGCAUGGCAUGCAUUGGCUAGAAAAACAGAUCCAUCCAAAGGAUACGAUGAGGGUUUCGUUGAGAAUUUGAAACCAGCAUUGCCAGUUUUAAAGGAGAAAGGUAUCAAGGUUGUUGUGAAUGCUGGGGCCUUGAAUCCUUCAGGUUUAGUCCAAGAAUUGAGAAAGGUCUUGAAUGAGCAAAAGAUUGAAAUGAAUAUUGCUUGGAUUGAAGGUGAUGACAUUGUAAGAAAGAUUCCUGAAUUAAUUGAAACUGGAAAUGAGUUUAUUCACUUGGAUAAUCCAAAUGUCAAGUUAUCCGAAUGGAGAUGCACUCCAAUUUCUGCAAAUGCUUAUUUGGGUGCUUGGGGAAUUGCCAAAGCAUUGAAUGAAGGAGCAGACAUUGUCAUUUGUCCAAGAGUUACUGAUGCUUCACUUGUGGUUGGAUGUGGUAUUUGGUGGCAUGAUUGGAAAAAAGAUCAAUUUGACAUUUUGGCAGGUGCUGUCAUGACAGGACAUUUAAUUGAAUGCAGUGCUUAUAUUACAGGAGGAAAUUAUGCAGGUUUUAGAAAUGUCAAGAAUAAUGUCGAUUUACCAUUUCCAAUUGUUGAACUAGCUCAUGAUGGCAGUUGUGUCAUUACAAAACAUUCAAACACAAAUGGUGAAAUCUCACUUGGAACUGUCACUACCCAAUUCCUAUAUGAAAUUCAAGGACCUAUCUAUUUAAACCCUGAUGUAACCUGUCAUCUCAGUACUGCUCAAAUUACAGAAAUUGCUCCUGACAGAGUUGCAUUGACAGGUAUUAAGGGAAGUGCUCCAUCCAAGCAAACUAAAGUUGCCAUCUGUGGAAUUGGUGGCUAUCAAGUUGAAUUCUCUGUUUACAUGACAAGUCCAAACGUCCAAGAAAAGGAAGAUCAUUUCAGAAAGCAAAUGAUGAGGAUGGUCAACCCAGAAAAAUUCCUAGUUCUUGAUGUGACCAGAUAUGGAGGACAAGUUCAAGAUCCAAAAUCUCAAGCAGAGGCAACUUGUCAAAUUCGUGUUUUUGCUCAAGCUAUUGAUGCCGAAACAGUUUCGUUUAAGAAUUUCACUGGACGAAUCUUGUCAACUGGAAUGCAAGGAUUUGGAGGUUUCCACUUGAAUAUGGAUUUCAGAACUGCUCAACCAAAACCUUUCAUUGAAUAUUAUCCAGCACUUCUUGAUGUAUCCUCUCUAGAACACACAGUUUUUGUAAACGACAAGGAAUUCAUUGUAAACGAUUUGGAAAUUCCAAGACAAGAAAUUUCCUGCUCAGUCAACCAACUUCCAACUCUCGAAUUUGACCCUUCUAAAUAUCCAGAAACAAUCAGGGCUCCACUAGGAAGAGUAGCCCUUGCUCGUUCUGGAGAUAAAGGAGGAAACAUGAAUGUUGGAAUCUAUGUCCUUCAUGACCAAGCAUGGCCAUGGCUUAAAUCCUUCCUCAACGAGGAAACUUUUAGAAAAUUGCUUGGAAAUGAUAAUUCUCCCGACUAUAUUAUCGAAAGAUGUGAAUUUGAAAAUUUGAGAGCUGUUCACUUUAAAGUGAUUGGAAUUUUGGGAAAGGGAGUUUCAAGUACUGCAAGAAUGGAUUCAUUCGCCAAAUCUUGGGGUGAGUUUUUGAGAGCUCGACAUGUGGACAUUCCAUUGGAAAUUUAUGAAAAUUGCAGUGUAGAUUUAUUGUAA